UUCGGUUCAGUAGGCGUGCAAAAUUCAUAUCUUCCGCCGAAUAACAGUCUUUUCAAUUUUCACAAAACGAGACUCUUCAGAUAAGGAGUACUUCGUAUGCUCGCCAGCAUUUCCGAUCAAAAGGCAAGCUCUUUCCGCUCUCGGUUCAAUAUCACAACGUAAUCCAGAGAGAAAAGGAUUCUAAGAAAAUGGAACAGAGCAGAAGAAGAGAAAGUGCAGAAGGAGAAGGUCCAGCGAUAGGGAUCGAUCUGGGAACAACAUACUCUUGUGUCGGAGUUUGGGAGCCACAGCAUGAGCGUGUCGAAAUCAUCACCAACGAUUUAGGCACCCGUACGACGCCGUCGUGGGUUGCCUUCACCGUCGUGGGUUGCCUUCACCUUCUGUCCCUGGUAACGUUCAAGGAAGAAGAUGAAGAUCCGUCCCUGGUGGCAGAAAGAGCCAGCACAUAUCUCCCCGUCAAACCCUCUCCAGCUUACGAGUGGCUAUUUUUUCAACUGUGAAUUUGCUUUCUUCUCCCAAAACCUUGUUCAUAUAGUAAUGGCUAAUAAGAACAAAGAGAGGAGUAGCAGUUGUUCAAGAUGGUCUCUCUCGAGGAUGACCGCUCUUGUUACUGGAGGCACUCGUGGAAUCAGGCUUGCGGUAGUGGAGAAACUGGCUGAAAUGAGCGCUUGUGUAUACUCAUGUUCUAGGAAUGAAGAACAGUUGAACCAGUGCUUGCAAGAUUGGGCUUCUAAAGGCCUCAAAAUUGGGCUCCUAAAGGCCUCAAAGUCUCGGUUCCGUCUUUGACAUCACGUCCAGAGAUCAACGUGUGCUUCUCUCGCUGAAGGUUUCCUCUGCCUUUGAUUGAUGGCAAGCUCAAUAUUUUUGUUAACAAUGUUGGGAAAUCUAUUUUGAAGCCUACCGUUGAGUAUGCAGCUGAAGAAUACUCGUAUGUAAUGCAUUGGUAUAUGUUACUGGCUUAGAGUCUUCUUACCAUGUUGCUGGCUUGGUACAUGUUUCCGUUGGAUCUAUUUAUGGCGCUACCAAAGGAGCUAUGAACCAACUUACUAAGAACAUGGAUUGUGUAGCACCUUGGUAUAUCAAAACCUCUCUGGCUGAAGAGGUACUUGCAAACAAAGAGUAUCUGAAGAGGGAACCUGAAGAGGUUUUCAUCACUGAUUGCUUUCCUUGGUCUUCCAAUUCUCUUAUGUAACUGCUCAAGUUGUUCAUGUUGAUGGUGCUACUGUGAAUGACUUUGAUUGCAUCCAAUUGAUUUCUUUGAUUGCAUUUUGCUAUUUUCUUUUCGGAUCCUUUGUAAAUAAUAUUACUUCUACCAUUUUAAUUAAAAAAAUGUACGGUUAAA
Cuscuta epithymum is the source of this 1342-nucleotide messenger RNA. The record is from the annotation of a GenBank genome assembly. Lineage: Eukaryota; Viridiplantae; Streptophyta; Magnoliopsida; Solanales; Convolvulaceae.